UUUGUGAUAGUGAAGAAAAUAGAUUUGAUAGCUUCCAUCAUCAACCGACUUGAAUUGGCCCGCCAAGAAUACUCACUUUUCAAGGAAGACGGUUGAAGUUAUGAGAGGAAAAAGUAAAAGUGUCGUAUUUCCUGCUUCAAGAAUAAAGCGUAUUAUGCGAAUAAACGAGGAGGUUGGAAAGAUUGCAGUUCCAACACCCGUACUAGUUAGCAAGGCUCUGCAGUUGAUGUUGCAAGAUUUCCUAACGAGUUGUUGCGAUACAGCGCGAAAACAUAAGAGUACAGUCAUUACGCCUUACUUGAUGAAGUUAUGUAUGAGGAACUAUGACCGUUUUGCUUUUUUGUUAAAGUUAUUGGAAAGCAAGCAAAAGUUGGAAUCUUUACCUGUUGAAAUUGGAAGUGAACUAUUCCAUGUUGUAAAUGAAAGGAAUACAAUAGAUCUUACGAAAGAAAGACGUGAAUUGAGAAAGCGUCGGUCUACAAGUGAUCUAUCAUCGAAAAAUGAAAAGAAAGAACGUUCAAUGGCUUUGAAUAAUAUCAACUUUGAUGAUUCCAAACAUUUUCAAUGUUCUCGUAUAUCUCCAUCGUGCUUUUCUUUAAAAACGGAAGCUGAAGAAAAUAACUAUGAUUGUGAUGAGGAUGAGUCAAAGCCUAACUUACUCAAUACAAGUUCCUCUGUAAAUGAUAGUCCUUUAGUAGAUGACCAUCACCAAUUAACUGACAAUCAUGAUAUGAAAAAUAAGCAUCAUGAAGCAAAAGAGUCUCUAACAGAAUAUAAGACGAAACGCGAACGAACUAUAGUAUCAAAGAUUGAGGAGAAGGAACGCGAAAGUAUAUAUUGUGUCGCAGUUGUUGAGGAUACCUCUAUUGCAGCAACUUGUUCACCUUCCAGUUUACCCGAAAAUGAUCUAUAUUUGUUGGACAAGGUUGAAAGUCCCAGUCGUGUAUUCAUAAGUAUUGAAGAACUUGUCCAUUCAGUUUAGAAGAUUUGGAAUUCGAUGAAUUAUUUUCUUUCAUGGUUUUAAGAACAAAAGGUUAUCCUCAGAACAAGAACAGUUAUUAUUUGAAUUCUUUUGCCAUAGUUUUAGUGUAUAGGGCGAAAUAAGAAUUGACUGA
Molecule: messenger RNA, 1115 nt
Organism: Galdieria sulphuraria
Lineage: Eukaryota; Rhodophyta; Bangiophyceae; Galdieriales; Galdieriaceae
Product: CCAAT box binding factor family isoform 2
Exons: 2
Coding region: 101-982 (293 amino acids)
Biological process (GO): regulation of DNA-templated transcription
Cellular component (GO): nucleus
Molecular function (GO): protein heterodimerization activity
Source: RefSeq, a predicted model, not a curated record